CGGACCUGACUUGUUUUUGUUUGAGGUUAUGGUUAUAAGCUGUGUGACUUUUGAUUACUAAUGAAAACAUAGUUAAGUUUGCACUGAUAUUAUUUUUAACUAAUUAAUUGUUUCUUAUUAUGCGUGUUUCGUCAUAUGCAAAGUGUUCUCGAUAGAUAAGGUUAGAUAACAGGACAUAUAAAUUAGUCCAUGACGUGAAUUUUACCAGUAAAUCUAUAAACUUGUAGCCUACUUUACAAAAAUACUAUAGAUUACAUACACAGUAUGUGUGAAUUUUUAAAAUGACUAUGCAGUCAGGACAUUCUUUGUCACCAUCGGUCCGAUUUCGACACAAAGAUCCAAGUCAACAACUUCUUCAAGCAGCGCAAACAGUUGGGUACAAGUCCACCCUGUUGACUGAAUUGUUAUCUAAUUAUCUAAAAUUUCACCAAAAAAGUGUUCAAGUUGAAUCUUUUUCAACUCCAGUACAUGCAACUCAAAGAUUUUCAACCAAUUCACUGAGACCAGCAUCUGUAGUACAGACUUCUUCUCAAGAUUCUUAUUUAGUUAGAUCAUCAAGGCAAAAUGAUAUCCAAGAACGUCAGGAAACAUCACUGCCUUCAGUUUCUUCUACAAAACCCUGUCCAAGAUCACAAAACGAGUCUAAUGUGGCUUCUUUGGGAACUACUUCUAAUAAAGAAAAACCAAAGAGGCCAUCUCUGUCUCAAUCGAAAAAGAAUUCAGGAUCAACAAACGUACCUCUAACUAAGUUUUUUAAACCGAAAAGUAAGCCUUCAGAGUCGCUUGAAAGAAAUCAAAAAAGACCGGACAGUUCAAGAAAUGAAAACCUUAUCGUUAUUAGUGAUGAAGAAGCUGAUAUUGGGCCUUCAGAAUCUGUAACUUUUACAAAUGAGACCAUCAUUGAAGACUCUUCGAGCGAUGACGAGAUUCUUCCAACUCCUGUAUUCCGAGCUCCAGCAAGACCGUCACAAUUCUCCAGGACAUCACUGGAUACCACAAGACCUUCACUGGAUACCACCAGGCCAUCACUGGAUACCACCAGACCUUCCCUGGAUACCACCAGACCAUCACUGGAUACCACCAGACCUUCCCUGGAUACCACCAGACCAUCACUGGAUACCAACAGGCCAUCACUGGAUACCACCAGGCCAUCACUGGAUACCACCAGGCCAUCACUGGAUACCAACAGGCCAUCACUGGAUACCCACCAGGCCAUCACUGGAUACCACCAGGCCAUCACUGGAUACCAACAGGCCAUCACUGGAUACCACCAGGCCAUCACUGGAUACCACCAGACCUUCCCUGGAUACCACCAGACCAUCACUGGAUACCACCAGACCUUCCCUGGAUACCACCAGACCUUCACUGAGUAAUACCAAGCAUUCAUUGAAUAGGACUAAUACAAGGCCACCACUGGAUUGUGAGUCUACAAACAGACCUCCAUUGGAUACUACCAGACAUUCUUUGGAUACUAAUGCCAUUUCGUUGGGCUCAA
Homalodisca vitripennis (glassy-winged sharpshooter) is the source of this 1495-nucleotide messenger RNA. RefSeq names its product chitin biosynthesis protein CHS5-like. The coding region runs from base 282 to 1373 and encodes 363 amino acids. The transcript has 8 exons. Lineage: Eukaryota; Metazoa; Arthropoda; Insecta; Hemiptera; Cicadellidae. The record is from RefSeq and is a predicted model, not a curated record.